CACAGCUGUGUAGAGUAAACAAUCAUUUCGCUGUUGAUAUUUCAAUAAAAAUGAGAGGAUAAUGACCUUUGUAUAUCGUUUAUUUUUUCACGCAUUCUUCCGCGAGUAUUUUCUGCGGACACACACAGUGUUAGCUGAUAUUUCGUGAUAAAAUCGCGAUUAUUUUAGCGAUCUUUCUAAUAGCUUUUAUUUCAAAAUGAAGUUGAAAGUGGACAAGAGUUUAGUGCCAAUAAAGGCACAUUUCUUCUUCUUUUUCGCGGCGCUGGGCCCACUUCUGCCUCAAAUGAACGUGUUCGGGCGUCAACUUGGCGUGUCCCCUGGCGCCAUGGGUCUCGUGACGUCAGUGUUGCCCCUAUUAUGGGCAGCAGCCAAGCCACUGUUUGGCUACGUUGUUGAUUACUGGCCGAGACACAGGAAACUAGUCUUCAUGCUCCUAAUAGCAACUAUGACAGGCUCGUACUGUUGUCUAUGGUUCUUACCAAUGCCGGACCCGCCGCCACAGAUAACACAAAACGUAUACGCACUCAACGACACAGUCUAUUUAAAAAAAGUUGACAACACUACCAUAGACGAACUCUUACUUCAAAAAUACAGCUGUCAAUGGACGUGUGCCAAUGACACUUUUGACGUUUAUCUGUCAAACUCAACUUAUAUUAAUACAGUUUUUGUAGAUAGUGAUGUGGCAAAUACGUCUUGCUCGCUCUUUAAUAUGGAUUUUAAUGAUGAAAGAGAGGGAGAGAUUAUAUGUGUUCCAAAGACUGGUUGUAAUUUAAUAUGUUUAGAUAAAGAAUUAAACGGUACAGAGGUGAAUGUUCAGAAUGGAACGCACUUGGAAAACGCAUUGUCUAUGGAUGGCACAGAUAAUUUAUAUAUGACGUCGGUGUUUUGGGCGUUCGUUGUGUUGAUGUGUGUUGGUACUGUGGCGUUCAAUGUUGCCAACUGCAUAGGAGAUGCCGUCUGCUUCGAUGUGCUAGGCACAGAACGCGCCUCAAAAUACGGCGCGCAGCGUGCCUGGGGUACAGCCGGGUACGGUUUAACAGCGCUCCUAGGCGGAGCCCUGAUAGACCUCACAUCCGGGGCUUAUAAAGACUUCACACCGGCCUUCGUUAUAGCCCUAGCGGCCACUGCUGUGGAUUUAUACAGCUGCAGAAGACUUAAUCUACCCUCGCUAACCAGCCCUGACGACUCGGGCAAAGCGUUGCGCGAUGUACUACGAAUCCCUCGUGUCCUGGUCUUCAUUGUGUUCGCGGUUGUAGCCGGGACUUUUGACAGCUUCAUCAUUUAUUACAUGUUCUGGUUUCUAGAAGAACUGGCAGAAGAAACAGGUUCCAUGGCGAAGAUCAAGCUCAUAGAGGGCGUUGUAGUCGCCGCACAGAGCUUCAUAGGAGAACUGUUAUUCUUCUACUUCUCUGGUAAAAUAAUAAAGCGAUGGGGCUACGGCGCCACACUAACGCUAUCUCUUUUCUGCUACGCGCUGCGUCUCGCUCUGAUCUCAUUCAUCCAGCACCCGUGGCAUCUCGUGUUUAUUGAGUCCAUAAUGCAAGGCCCUACAUACGCGCUAUGCUACUCGUGUAUAGUGGGGUAUGCGGCCUUCGUAGCCCCCGAAGGGUACUCGGCCACCGUACAAGGAGUAGUGGCUGGCAUGGACGACGGUGUCGGUUUCGCCCUGGGCUCGCUCGUGGGCGGGCAGCUGUACGCGUGGGCGGGCGGGCGCGGCUCCUUCCGCGUGAUGGCUGCCGUCGCCGCCGUCGCCGCGACCGCGCACCUGCUUAUGUACAGAUGUGUCACCAGAGACCAAGAACAAAAAGCGGAACAAUCUACCCCGGAAGGCGAAAAGAUGUUGGAAAUCGACAGCAGCGCCAUCUAUCGACCGACGGUUGUACCUCUCAGCGAGAAAGGUGACAACAGAUAACAAACUUGAAAGUUUACGCUACUUGACCACAGAUGGCGUUACUUGUAUUUAUGGUUAAUAAGAUAUAAGCCGGUCAGAAAUAAUGAAAAAUUGAACCCUAUCACCGUAAAGCGGUACAAUUUAUCGCUUCGAUCGAUCGGACAGAUUGUGAACGAUCUGUCGCAUCGAAAGCGCCGCCAUACAUGAGGCGAGCGAUUGGCGUAGGAUCGUUUACGAUAUCGUAAUUGUUUGUGAUUCCCUCUUAAAAAUAAGUGCCAUUUUAAAGCAAAAGAUACCACAUUGUCUGACAUUGUCGCUUAAGGAUGCUCGAGCAAGUAACUCGUAUAAAGAUACGUACAAAUUUCGUCCUUAUAGUAAGGGUACGUCACAUAUGGAUUGAAUGGGCCAUUUUUUUCAAUGUUGUCCACCCCAAUUUUUUUGUAACAUGGAUAUUUUUUACGCGAUUCAUAUUCAAAAUCGCGAGGUCUUUUGAUCCUGAUAGGAGAAAAAAAAUGUCCCAAGA
This is a messenger RNA of Leguminivora glycinivorella, 2414 nucleotides long. Its product is annotated as major facilitator superfamily domain-containing protein 6. The coding region runs from base 197 to 1912 and encodes 571 amino acids. The record is from RefSeq and is a predicted model, not a curated record. Lineage: Eukaryota; Metazoa; Arthropoda; Insecta; Lepidoptera; Tortricidae. Gene Ontology annotation, molecular function: transmembrane transporter activity. Gene Ontology annotation, cellular component: membrane. The transcript is spliced from 10 exons.